Chionomys nivalis (European snow vole) is the source of this 3712-nucleotide messenger RNA. RefSeq names its product GRIP and coiled-coil domain containing 1 (gene Gcc1). The coding region runs from base 86 to 2422 and encodes 778 amino acids. Gene Ontology annotation, cellular component: Golgi apparatus. The transcript has 3 exons. The record is from RefSeq and is a predicted model, not a curated record. Lineage: Eukaryota; Metazoa; Chordata; Mammalia; Rodentia; Cricetidae.
CUCGGGGUCAGGGUACCAGAUGUUUGUGCGGCUCUGUCCAGGGCUGCCAGAACGCUGACGUGGAGCAACCCACUCCAGAACCCCCAUGGAGAAGUUUGGGAUGAAUUUCGGGGGUGGCCCAAGCAAAAAGGACCUGCUGGAGACCAUAGAGACACAGAAAAAGCAGCUUCUCCAGUACCAGGCAAGGCUUAAGGAUGUGGUCCGCGCCUAUAAAAGUCUGCUGAAAGAGAAAGAGGCCCUGGAGGCCAGCAUCAAAGUACUGUCGGUAUCCCACGAGGCGGAUGUAGGCCUUGCAGGUGUGCAGCCACCAGGUCUCACGUUACCUGACUCUGUGGAUGAUCGGUGCUCCACUCACAGUGAGGAUAGCACCGGAACCGCCACUAGCUUGGAUACUGCGGCCAGUCUUACAAGUACCAAGGGUGAGUUUGGGGUCGAAGAGGACAGAAUGGCUCGUGGACCUCUUCCUCCAAAGUCUGAAGAGGCCAGCGGGUCAGAGAGUGGCGUCAGUAGUAGCAGUGGGGAUGGGCCAUCCGCAGGUAGUGAGGCGGACAAAAAACUACAUCAGCUGAAGACCCAAUUAGCUACUUUGACCAGCUCCUUGGCUACAGUCACCCAGGAGAAGUCCCGUAUGGAGGCAUCUUACCUGGCUGACAAGAAGAAGAUGAAACAGGACUUAGAGGACGCCAAUAAAAAGGCAGAGGAAGAGAGGGACCGCCUGGAGGGAGAAUUGAAGGGGCUGCAGGAGCAGGUAGCAGAAACCAAAGCCCGCCUGAUUACACAGCAGCAUGAUCGUGCCCAGGAGCAGAGUGACCAUGCCGUGAUGCUGCGGGAGCUACAGAAGCUGUUGCAGGAGGAAAGGACCCAGCGCCAGGACCUGGAACUUCGCUUAGAAGAGACCAGAGAAGCCCUGGCAGGGCGGGCAUAUGCAGCUGAUCAGAUCGAAGGGUUUGAGCUGCAAACCAAGCAGCUGACCCGUGAGGUCGAGGAGCUGAAAGGUGAGCUGCAAGCUAUUCGAGAUGAGAAGAACCGACCAGACCCCCGGCUGCAGGAGCUGCAGCAAGAGGCUGUGCGUCUUAAAAGCCAUUUCCAGGCUCAAUUGCAGCAGGAAAUGAGGAAGACAGCCCUUGCUGAGGACCAGCUUCGCCAGCAGUGUCAGUUAGAAGAGCAAAGGGUAGCAGCCCUGGAGAACCAAAUCUCCGAGGUGUCUGAACUGCUGGGCACCUACGAGAAAGCCAAGCAGAAGGACCAGCUGGCCAUCCAGAAGCUGAAGGAGCGAAUUCUGCAGCUGGACCUGGAGAACAAAACCCUGGCCCUCGCGACCUCUAGCCGGCCCCCUCUCGACAGCCACGGGGAUGAAUCCAGUAUGGAUGUCAAUGUCCUGAAGGAUAAGAUGGAGAAGCUCAAGAGGCUACUGCAGGUUGCAGCUAGGAAGAGCCAGGUGGCCCUGGAUGUGGAGAAGCUCUGUGACCCUGAGAUAACGCCCAGCUCUGAGGCUGCCGAUGGGGAAAAGGCUACCGCACUCUACUACCAACAGGAGCUGAAGCAGCUGAAGGAAGAGUUUGAGCGGUACAAGAUGCGAGCCCAGGUCGUGCUCAAGAGCAAGAAUACCAAAGACGGGAACCUGGCCAAGGAGCUGGAGGCCGCCCAGGAGCAGUUGGCUGAACUGAAGGAGAAGUAUAUCUCCUUGCGGCUGUCCUGUGAGGAACUCGAAAGCCAGCACCAGCAGGAGGCCGAGGACUGGAAGCAGGAGCUGGCCCGGCUGCAGCAGCUCCAUCGGCAGGAGCUGGAACAUAGCCAGCUGGACUUCAGGGACCGCACACUGAAGCUGGAGGAGGAGCUGCAUAAGCAACGGGACCGGGCCCUGGCGGUGCUUGCUGAGAAGGACCUGGAGCUGGAGCAACUGCGUUCCGUGGCCUUGUCCUCCGGGUUGCCGGGACGCCGAAGCCCUGUGGGUGGACUGGGUGGUGGAGGGCUUGGGGACCCGGCUGACACAUCUUCCUCAGAAAGCCUGACUCAAGCCCUGCAGCUCGCUGCAGCCAAUGAGCCCACUUUCUUCCUUUAUGCUGAGCAGUUGGCCCGGAAGGAAGUGGAGAUCACGUCACUGAGGAAGCAGAAACACAGGCUGGAGGUAGAGGCCCAUCAGCUGCAGGAAAGGCUGCUGGAGGAGGGCGAGCGGCACCGAGAGGAGGUCGGAGCCCUUCAGAGCCACAUUGAAAAGAACGCCAGGGACCAGAGCAGGGAAGGAGCCAACCUGGAGUAUCUCAAAAAUAUCAUCUACCGCUUCCUGACCUUGCCAGACAGCCUUGGCCGCCAGCAGACGCUCACGGCCAUCCUGACUAUCUUACACUUCAGCCCCGAGGAGAAGCAAGUGAUAAAGCAACUCCCAAGUGGUGGCAGCUGGUGGCCUUCUGGCAAGAGAUGAUAUACCUUCUCCAGCCCUGAAUCGCUGUGCCUCUUUCAUGCGGGAAGGGCAGGCUAAGAUUUCCCCUGCCUCUUCUCGCAUUCUCGUUUAUUUCUUCACUGUGUUGAACUCAGAACGGUUCAAAGUAGGAUGGGAUUUUCUGCCAAGUGCCAUUAAUGCAACUUUGUCCUUGGGCUUGGGGUACUGCAGGUGUUGAGACAGUACUUCUGCCGGUGUGCGUGUGGGGCAGGGGUGCCAGUUAGGGAAGUGGCGAGAGUCUUUAGAGAUGUUUUGUUAUGCUCCUAGCUCAGAGCUAGUAGUAAAUGUGACUCCCAGAGGAGUCCAUCUGACUUUGGAACAUACAUAGUAACAGUGUAUGUAUUCCUUGUCAGAGUCUGGUCCACUUUUGUCCUAAUUUUUCUGGGGACAUAAAAUCAAGCUAGAAAGAGACCAGGAAGUUCGAAAUAGUAACUGUUUGUCCAAAGGGCUGUGGAAUAGUGAGUUCAUCCCUGAACUUGGAAUCUCUGUUCCAGGAACCAGCCCAUCACUUGUGACCGUCCUAGAGAGGGUCCUGAACACCGAUGUGACCUUAGAGAUUUCCCCAGUGAUCUGAUUUGAGCCAGGACAGGGUUAGAAAGGAACCUCUCUUGCUUAAGCUGCCUGUCCAAGGUCAGCUCAAGUCGGAGUGGAUUGGAUGACUUCACUCUCUUCCCAUCCACAUUGAACUUGUAUUAAGAAAUGAAACCCUCGCUUUUUACAGAGCAUUCCAAAAAUAAGCUGGGGGCCUCCUUGGAUACAAGGAAUUCCUGCCAUGAUUUGUUCCCAGCUGUGUUUGCUUUUGCAGGGACAGGAAAGAGGAGGUAAUUUGCUGCAGAUUCCAAAAGACUGUUAUGACCCUCACAGGAAAAGUGCAGUUUGACUGAAAUACUUUCCAUCCUAUGGGUCUGGGCAAAGGUUAAUUUCAUUCUUUAAGGAAAGAGAGUGCUCAGAAAACUCGGGUCAAAGCGGUGUCUGUUGCCCAGUUCUUUGCUUAAUCUGCUCUUCCUGGUUAUAAAGACUUUUGGACCGGAAAGGCCAAUGUUUGACUAUUAAUAUGUAUCUUUUUGUUAUUUGUAUUACUGAGAUCUGUUUUUCGAAGGUUUGGGGUGCAGAAGACUUUGGUUAACAAUGUUUUGGAUGGGCAAAGGUGACCUGAUUAUCUGCAUGAGCAGACUUCAGUGGAACAGAAGUGUUAUCUUUAUGGAAAUACCAGUGGUCAUUAAACCUGAGUGACUUGAACUGUGUUUUCUUCAUGGUGGUGUCUCUGCAUCU